This is a messenger RNA of Xiphias gladius (swordfish), 536 nucleotides long. It is a transcript of the gene rpl34, whose product is annotated as ribosomal protein L34. Gene Ontology annotation, biological process: translation. Gene Ontology annotation, molecular function: structural constituent of ribosome. Lineage: Eukaryota; Metazoa; Chordata; Actinopteri; Istiophoriformes; Xiphiidae. The transcript is spliced from 5 exons. The record is from RefSeq and is a predicted model, not a curated record. Gene Ontology annotation, cellular component: ribosome. The coding region runs from base 137 to 490 and encodes 117 amino acids.
CCCGCCUGGCUCCGUCCUCUUCCGGUUACGGCGACAGCAGGUAUGGCGGCUCCUGCCUUCCUCUGAAACAUUAUGGUUUAAUAAUCCACUGCAAUCCCACGUUUUAGAAGCAAAUCUGGUCGAUUUAAACUUCAAGAUGGUGCAGCGCCUGACUUACCGUCGUAGGUUGUCCUACAACACCGCCUCCAACAAAACCAGACUGUCCCGGACGCCUGGUAACCGUAUCGUGUACCUGUACACCAAGAAAGUUGGCAAAGCCCCCAAGUCAGCAUGUGGCAUCUGCCCAGGAAGACUGCGUGGAAUUCGGGCUGUUAGACCUCAGGUUCUGAUGAGGCUCUCCAAGACCAAGAAGCACGUCAGCAGGGCCUACGGAGGCUCAAUGUGCGCCAAGUGUGUGCGUGACAGGAUCAAGCGUGCUUUCCUGAUUGAGGAGCAGAAGAUCGUCGUCAAAGUGCUCAAGGCACAGGCACAGAGCCAGAAAUCUAAGUAAAAUGUGUAUUUGUAUUGCCACAAUAAAAAAUUGACAAACAAAUCCA